Messenger RNA from Polistes dominula (European paper wasp), 6778 nucleotides. RefSeq lists its product as uncharacterized. Gene Ontology annotation, cellular component: microtubule. Gene Ontology annotation, molecular function: microtubule binding; microtubule motor activity; ATP binding. Gene Ontology annotation, biological process: microtubule-based movement; mitotic cell cycle. The record is from RefSeq and is a predicted model, not a curated record. Lineage: Eukaryota; Metazoa; Arthropoda; Insecta; Hymenoptera; Vespidae.
UAAAACUAUAAAAGAAAACAAAAUACAAGAGUGUAAAAGUGUAAAGAAACAUUAAACAAAAAACUAAUAAAAUGUCAGAUAGUAUUAAAGUUGCCAUCAAGGUUAGACCUUUGAUUAAAAGAGAAAAAGAAGAAAAUCUCCCAAAACAAUGGAUAGUACAAGGAAAUUAUAUAGCGUCUACGGAUCAAGAGAUGAGGAAACGUGGAGAUGGUGGAUUUAAUUUUGAUCACAUCUUUGAUGAGACAACUUCAAAUAAAGAUGUAUUUGACACCGUCGUAAAACCUAUUGUUGAUGCAGCAGUAAAUGGUUUUAAUGGAACUGUUAUUGCAUAUGGUCAAACAAGUUCUGGAAAGACGUAUACUAUGAUGGGAGGUUUAAAUGAACCUGGAAUUAUAAUGUUAGCUAUUGAACACAUGUUCGAUGCCAUUGCUAAUACAUUAAGAAGAGAAUUUUUAUUAAGAGUAUCAUAUCUUGAAAUUUAUAAUGAAAAAGUUAAUGAUCUUUUAAAUAAAAGCGUAACAGAUUUAAAAUUGCACGAGGAUAAUGGACAAAUAGUUAUUAAAUGUAAAGAAGAAGUUACCAAUAGUCCUGAACAUGUUCUAUCGAUAAUGAAAAAAGGAAAUAAGAAUAGAAGAAUAGAAGAAACUGAUAUGAAUGAACGAAGUAGUAGAAGUCAUACAAUAUUUCGCAUUACUAUAGAAAGUCGUAAAACUGAUGCUGAAUCAGAUGGAGCAAUACAAGUUUCACAAUUAAAUUUAGCAGAUUUUGCUGGUUCAGAAAGAGCAGGUCAAGCAGGUACUACUGGAGAACGUUUUAAAGAAGGUCGACUUAUUAAUUUGUCUCUUUCUGCAUUUGGAUUAGUAAUAAAGCAAUUAAGUGAAUCCCAAGAUACACAAAAACAUGUUAACUUUCGAGAUAGCAAAUUAACGAGAUUGUUACAAAAUUCAAUUGGUGGAAAUGCUAAGACUGCAAUAAUAUGCACAAUAACACCUGCUGCAUUAGAAGAGUCACAGUAUACGUUAUCAUUUGCGUCACGUGCCAAGAGGGUAGAAAAUAAACCACAAGUUAAUGAAGUUAUGUCUGAUGCGACACUUUUAAAACGUUAUGCCAAACAAAUUUCUAAACUCAACUGUGAAUUAGAGAAAAUUAAAAAAGAAAAAACUGAAGAACUGGAAAGCAGAUUGCACGAGAAAGAUCGCAUUAAUCAACUCUUGGAAGAACGAAUUGAAUUGUUAAAAACUAAAAUUGUAUCUGGGAAUAAUGCAAAUAACGAAGACACGUUUGGAUGUAGAUCUAAAAGAAGACGAACUUGGGCAGGACCUACAUUUAAACAAAAUGUAUCAAAUUUUCAACCAAGCCAAGGUCUGCCUACAAUCAAAGAAAUGUCACCGGUGAAACCUUGUAGAAAAAGUAUUAUUCAAAGUGUUGAUUUAAUGGAUCAAUCAUUCCAAAUAGCUUUUACGGAUUUUGAAUUAGAAUUAAUUAAUGAUGAAAAGGAUAGAGAUGAUGAUGAUUCCAUAGAUAGUGUCAAAGAAAUGUAUAUUACAAAAAAUAGACAUCAACAUCGAGUAACAUUCAUGGACGAUUUAAGCAUUUACAAACCUAAUUAUAAUAUUUAUGAGAGUACACCUAUAAAGAGAGAUAUUACACCAUCUCAGGCAAACGAUAUUCAAGAAGAUCAAUCUUUUACACCAAAAAAAGUAUUACGUGAAAGACUGUCAUAUCUACAAGAAGAAUUUGAUAAACUUUGUGAAUUUACAACAUUAGAAAAACAAUUGUAUAUUGAGAAUCAUCAAUGUAAUUCCGUAAAUGAAAAACAAGUUACGACAGAGCAAAAUUCAGAAUUGCAAGAACAAAUACUUAAUGUUACAACAGAGAAUAAUUUAUUAAAAAAUCUAAUAUCAGAAGUAUUAAAAUAUGCAACAAGUCCUACCAAUAUAAAUGCAGAAAGCAUAGAAAUGGAUUUGUUGGAUGAAACAACAUCACAAAUGUCAAGUAAAACAAUAUUGGAUAUACCUUUCAAAGAUAUUGAAGUUAAACAGGUAAUCGAUAAAUUGCAAAAUAAAAUAAUGAAAAGUAUAAAACAACAUGAAAUAAGAAAUUUAGAAAAGAUUUUCGAAUCGGACAUUCAAAUGUCGCAUCUUAAAUCGGAGAAUAAAGAAUUGAAAGAACAAAUAAUCUCUUUGAAACAAGAGAUAGAUGAACAAAAUGAAAAAGAACAAAUGUAUGAAAGUGAAUUUGAACAGAAUUUGAGUUGUAAAGAAAAUCCAUUAACUUUAAUAUCUGACAUUAAAGAAGAAUCUUCAAUAAUAAAAAAGAAAAGCAUGUUAUUAACUGACACUGAAGAAGCAAAUGUUGAAUUUGAAAGGAGUAUAUUAAAAUCUAAAGAAAUAGAAAAUAUAUUAGAACAGGGCAAACAAUUAAUAGAAUUCUCACCAAUAAAACCUCGUAGAUCAUUAGAACAAUUAAAUUCAACUAAUAAAACAUGUAAACAUGAAAUAUCAUCUGUUUUGAUUAAAGAAACGUUAAAUGAUAACAGUCAUAAAAUGUCAACUGAUGUACAACGAAAAAGAUCAUCAAUUUUGGAAGAAAAGGAAAAUAUCAUUGUUGAAAUGAACGAAGAAUACAAGAACGUUUCUGUUAAUGAACAAAUUGAUCAUGUUGAUGUUGAAAAUCUUUUCGUUAAAUUACGCAAUCAUUUGGAUAAUAUAGACAAAUGUGAAAUUGUCCAAUUACAUCAGUUGAAUGAAAUAUUUGUAUCGAAAGAUCAACAAUAUGUUUUGAGUGAAUUAAAUAAACAAAAAAUAGAAAAUGAUUACAACAAUAUAAGAAAUGUCAUUAACGAUAGUGUUCAUUUAAAAAGUCUGUUACAUGAUUUGGAUACAUUUGUUAAUUCCAUUAUGACAAAAAAUAAUAAAAUGAAAGAACAAUUGGAAAAACAAUUAAACUUUUUGACCGAAAGUUUUAACGAUAAUGUUGAUAACGAAGAACUUGUAGCAGAUUUAGAUAUGAAAACGCAAGAAUUAAGUGAGAUCAAAAGUGACGUGGUAAGCCUUAAAUUAGAUAUGAAAAAAUUACAAAGAACAAUAUUUCUAUUGACGGCUGAAAAUGAAGAAUUGUCUGCUAAAUUAAGCGCUGAAAAAAUAAGUAAAGCUGACUGUUCGAAAAUGAUUGAUGAUUUACAAGAACAAAUUUCCAAAAUGAACAAUGAAAAUAAAGAUAUGUUAAAUGAGAUCUUAAUUCUUAAUGAACAAAUUAAAUGUUUCCAAUUAGAAGGAGAAGAUACGAAGGAAAACAAAUGUCUUAAUUAUGAUAAAACGAUAUCAAAUAUUGAAGUGUCAAAUGAUAAUAAUGAAAAACCUGUAAAUGUAGACUGUAAAACUGAACAAAUUGAAUUGCAAACUAGUAUCAAUGAAACUACAAUACAUGAAGGAAAAAUGAUGAAAGAUGAUACCUCCUCAUUUGUAGAUGAAUUUUUAACGGAAAAUGAAUUAAAAUCAUCUCAAAAAAAAUGUGAAUUGAUGAAAUUAAAAGAAAAAGUAACAUUGUUAACGGAGGAACAUGUAAUAUCUCUUAAAAAAUCUUUGGAAACUUUAGAUAAUAAAUGUGAUGUUACAUUAAAUGUUACAAGUGAAGAAACGAAAGAUGAUAAGUUGAAUAUUUUAUUAACAAAAUGUACUACUUUGAAAGAGACAAUGGAUUAUCUUGUAAUAUUGAAUACAAAAUUAGCCGAUAUGAAAAUAAUUUUGUGCAAUCGGUGUGCUGAAAUGAAAGAAUUAAAUGAAAAUAAAAAGGAUAUUAAAUUGAAAACAAAAAUGUUAACCGUUAAAUUAGAAAAUAUGCAAGAAAAUUUCAAUCGAAAGUGCGCCAACAUUGAGCUACUGAAAAAUAAAGCUAACGAAGAUUCAUUUUUAAAUAUUUCUGAAACAUCUUUCGAUGGUUCUUCGUUGGAUGGAAUAAAUGUAACUUCAGUGGAAGAGGAAGUUUCUCUUUUGAAUAAAGAAAUGCAAAUAUUACAGGACGAUCAUGUGAAAUUAUCAUAUUUGUAUAAAGAAAAAUGUGAUGAAACUGAAAGACUUCGUAAUUCUAUUAUAACUGAAACUAAUGUUGUAUCUCCAUAUAAAAAGGAUACCAAAAAAGGCAAAUCUAAAAUUGACAAAUUACAAAAAGACAUUGAUUAUUGUAAAGUUGAUUUACAAGAAUUAAAGAAUAAAAUUAUUAAUGAUCUUAAAAAAUCAUUAAAUGAAAUAAAUAUGUUAAAAUCUGCCAACGAUGAAUUGUCCAAAAUAAUAUCAAAUCAAAAUGUAUUAUUGGAAACUAGCGAGAAAAAUGCCAAAUUAUUUGAAAAUGAAAUGACUAAUUUAAAUGUUCAAAUAGACAAUUAUAAAAUGGUACAAGAACAAGUGGAAAAUGAAAAAUCUAAUUUGAAACAAGAAAUAGAUAAUAUGAAAAUAAAUAUACAAGUAAAAGAAGACAUUGUAAAUGAUUUGAACAGAAUAAUCGAUGAAUAUAAAGAGAAAAAUGAUUGUUUAGAAAAAAAAUUGGAAAAUAUAGAAGAAAGCAUUGAAAUGAGUCGUCAAAUUUAUGAAGAUAAGUAUGAAAUACAUAAUACAUUGAAUAAUGAAAUUGACAAACUUAAGGAUGAUUUAAAUUCUGCCAAAGCUUGUAUUAUUAAUGAAAUGAAAUGUUUAAAACCCAUUGAAGAUAGUCAAAAUUACUUUGAUAAAUCUAUAAACAAUCUUUUACUUAUAUUCUUGGAAAUGGUUACUUCAAAGGAACAGGAAGUAAUUAAUGUCAUACAGGAACGAUUGUCUAUCGAUAAAGAAAAAUAUGAAAAUGAAAGACAACAAAGUAUACUAGCAGAAAAAUGUCUUCGAUUAAGGACAGAAGAACUCGAAUUGGAAGUAGAAAAAUUAAAAGAUGAUAUUAAAACACAAGAAAUAAAACAUUUGGAAUUAUUGAAUAAAAUGUCACUUAUGGAACAUACAUUGAAAGAAAAUAAUAAUGAAAAAGAGAUACUUAUGAAGAAAAUUCAAUCACUUCAAAUUGAUUAUAAUAACAUGCAAGAAGAAUUUAAUAAACAGUCAGCAAUAAAAAUACAACAAAGGGAAAUUGAUAUAAAUAAAAAAGAAGAAAUGGUAGAAACGAUACGAAUCAGGGAAGAAUAUAAAGACAAAAUCGAUAAUUUGUUAUCAACUUUGGAAAAGUAUAAAAUAAAUAAUGUUGAAUUAAUGAAAAAUGUAGAAAGUCUUGAAAAUAAUGAAAAAGAUUUAAAGAAUAUUCUUAAUAUGAGAACAGAUGAAUUAGAUAAGUGUAAUAAAAAUUUGGAAAAGAUAAACAAUGAUAUUGAACAACUUACAAAUAUCAAUGAUGAAUUAAAACGUGAAAUGGAAAACAAAGAUGCACACAUUUUAGAAAUUACCAAUUUGUUACAAAACAAAUCUGACAUGUUGCACGAAUAUAAAAUAGAAUUGGAAAGUUUAAGAAUAAACGAUGAAAAACAUUUGGAAAAUGUUGAGGAUUUGAAGGAAAAAUUAAAUUUAAAAAUAAUCAAAUAUGAAGAAUUAAAUAAACAAUGUAUUGAAUUGAAAAAUCAAAAUGUUAUUCUAUUUAAAGAAUUGGAUUCAUUGAAAGAACAAUAUAUUCAAUUAGAAGAAAAAAAUAUGAAAUUGGAACAGAAACUUCGAAACAGUAAUAGUAGAAUUAAAUUAGAAACGGAUAUGGAAGAAUUACUCGAACAGAAUAAAGCUUUACAAAAUAAUUUAGAUGGUGCUUACAAUUGUAUAGCAGAAUUGAAGGAUAAGAAAAAACAUUUGUUGGAAGAAUAUUUAAGUACAAAGGAACGAUAUGAAUCUUUGCUCGAUGAAAAUAAACAAAUGAUCAAAGAAAUAUUGUUGAAUAAAGAGAAAGAUAUAAAAUCUAUAAAUGAUCAGUGUGAAGAAUUAAAAGGUAAAAAUCAACAAUUGGAGGAAGAAAACAAAACAUUGAAAAAAGAUAAUGAAGAUUUAAAUGAAGAAAUAGAGGUAGUAAUAAAAGAAAACGAUGUUUUAACGGAAAAGGUAUAUUCGUAUUUUGGUGAUGAUAAUCCUAAAAUGUUAAAGGCUGAAAUAAAUACUUUAAAGGAAGAAAAUCAAAAGUUACAAGACAAACUUACAAAAUGUAGUAAUUGUGGAAUACUUCUAUCAAAAGAUCAAUUGAAAUGUAACAAAGAUAACAAUAAUGAUGAACUUGCAAAUCUGAAGAAACAAAUAAAAGAGUUAGAAUUCGAAUUGGUAUCUAAAAAUGGGCGAAUUGCUACAUUACAAUUACAAAUACAAGGAGGAAGUUUUCCAUAUCAGGAAAAAUGUAAAGACUUGGAAGAAAAUCUGUUGGCAUUUAAAAAUAAGAACAUUCAACUAGAAAGUGAAAUAAAGAAACUUAGACAUGCUAUGUGUGAAAUUGAUAUGAAAGAAUGUUACAAGUGCAAAAAUCAAUUUAUUAAUCAAAAAAGUCAAUAUGUUCAAACUAUACCAAUCAGUAAAAUACAAUUUUGUGGAACUAGUAGCGGUAUUGUUGAGAAUCACGUGCAAAUAGAAAAAUUAGAAAAAGAAAAAGCUUUCAUGAAACAAUUGUGUCGUUCACGGUGUAAGAAAAUAAAAGAACUUGAAAAGAAAUUAAUGGAACUUCAAAAUAUUGAAGAUUUAUCUGCAAAAACGAACAUUUAUCCUGAGGAUAGAUCGUGUGCCACGCCAAAGUAUUAAUUUAAUUAAAAACGAACUGAAAGUUUUUUUUUAAAAAA